This is a messenger RNA of Vombatus ursinus (common wombat), 924 nucleotides long. RefSeq names its product olfactory receptor 5AS1-like. Gene Ontology annotation, cellular component: membrane. The transcript has a single exon. Gene Ontology annotation, molecular function: odorant binding; olfactory receptor activity; G protein-coupled receptor activity. The record is from RefSeq and is a predicted model, not a curated record. The annotation marks the transcript as partial. Lineage: Eukaryota; Metazoa; Chordata; Mammalia; Diprotodontia; Vombatidae. Gene Ontology annotation, biological process: G protein-coupled receptor signaling pathway; sensory perception of smell.
AAUUAUACUGCACCAACUGAGUUUAUUUUUAUUGGCUUCACAAAUUAUCUACCACUCCAAAUCAUUCUCUUCCUUUUGUUUUUGGUCAUCUACAUUUUGACCUUGGUGGGAAACACUGGUGUGAUAAUUCUGGUCAAUAUUGAUCCUAAUCUUCAAACUCCCAUGUAUUAUUUUCUUAGUAAUCUCUCCUUUCUAGAUAUCAGCUACUCCACAGCCAUCACUCCCAAGAUGCUAGCAAACUUCUUAGCUUCUAAGAACAUUUCCCUGUAUGGUUGUGCCCUUCAAAUGUAUUUCUUUGCUUGCUUUGCUGAUGCAGAAUGCCUCAUUCUAGCUGCAAUGGCCUUUGACCGCUAUGCAGCUAUCUGCAAACCAUUGAUGUAUUCAACACUUAUGUCCAAGAAAGUGUGUGUUUCCUUCAUUGUCUUGGCUUAUUUCAGUGGAAGCAUGACAUCACUAGUUCAUGUAUCUCUGACGUUCAGGUUGCCAUUGUGCAGAUCCAAUGUCAUCAAUCACUUUUUCUGUGACAUACCACCAUUACUAGUGUUGUCUUGUGCCAAUACCUCCCUCAAUAAGAUGCUGCUCUUUGCUUUAUGUGGCUUCAUCCAGACCAGCACUUUUGUGAUCAUUGUCAUUUCUUACUUCUGUAUCCUCGUAACAGUCCUAAAUAUUAAAUCACCUGGAGGUAGAAGUAAAACCUUUUCCACUUGUGCUUCCCACCUAGUAGCUGUAGCUUUAUUCUAUGGGACACUUCUGUUCAUGUACUUACGUCCCACCACCAAAUACUACCCAGAGACAGAUAAAGUGGUUGCUGUUUUUUAUACUGUGAUCUUCCCCAUGUUGAACCCUUUUAUAUACAGUUUGAGAAACAAAGAUGUGAAAAAUGCAUUCCAAAAAAUGUUGGACAGAAUAUCUCCAAACCAAUAG